AUGAUGAUACAUGAUUGUUCUAUCGUAGAUGGACAAGGCAACAACCAUACAGUUAUUGAUUCAGAUGGAUGCUCAACAGACACGUUCCUCAUGCCCGAGCUCACUUACUCGUCGGAUCUCACAAAGUCUUUCACAGCUGCUAGUGCUUUCAAUUUUCCUGAUCAACAGUCGGUUUAUUUCAACUGCCAAGUUCGGAUCUGCUACAAACUAGACGAUGGAUGCAUGCAUAUAACGCCACCACGUUGCGGACCAUUGAGUUCCCAUGACGAUGCCCUUGCCAACGAUCUCGACAGCGAUCAGCUGAUUACUCCUACACAACCGUCGACAACAACUACGGUGGUAUCGCCGACAACGACGAUGUCACCUUCAACUACUGAUCGACCGGUGGUCACUAUGCCACAACCAACCACCGUAUUCACAACCGUCACGGAGCUGACGUCUACUUCAGCACCGACGACGACCGCCUCGGUUUUGAAGACCGUUGAAUUUCCCACGCCAGACACUCUCAAUGACUACAUUCGUAAGAAUGUUAACAUACUCAGUGGAGAUGAUAUUGAAGGCUCAGGUAUCGAAAUUCUAAAACAAUACCGAACGACGCCGGUAUCGCUGAUUCGGGCUAAUCACAUACCCGAACAUGAUGGUGAUGUUGUGGAAAGCGAUGUUGUACAGCUGAAGAGAGAGAUGCGACGACGGGAAGCUGAAGCGAUUGAUGUCGACAUCUCCUCACCGGAACUUACAAUCAUCGAUAAAGACAUUGCACCUCUUAGCACGGGAGCGGUCGGGGAAACAAAUUUUGGAUCGGCACUUGCAUACCAGCUGAGGAUGGCCAAACCUUACGUGUUCGCUUGUCUUGGAGGAAAAGAUCGCUGA
Messenger RNA from Cooperia oncophora, 870 nucleotides. The record is from the annotation of a GenBank genome assembly. Lineage: Eukaryota; Metazoa; Nematoda; Chromadorea; Rhabditida; Trichostrongylidae.